Messenger RNA from Nicotiana attenuata, 940 nucleotides. RefSeq names its product transcription factor PRE3-like. The transcript is spliced from 2 exons. Gene Ontology annotation, biological process: regulation of DNA-templated transcription; regulation of growth. Bases 446 to 727 code for a protein of 93 amino acids. NCBI's taxonomy places the organism in Eukaryota, Viridiplantae, Streptophyta, Magnoliopsida, Solanales, Solanaceae. The record is from RefSeq and is a predicted model, not a curated record. Gene Ontology annotation, molecular function: protein dimerization activity.
AAGCUUGAAAGAAGUGAAAAAUAUUCUCCGAGAAAGAGUUUUCAAUAUAUAUGUUAUAUAAUUCUAAAAUCUAAUAUUUGACCUAUAUACGCAGUGUAAUUUUCCGACGAAGGGUGGUUAGUUGACCGCCCUCUAUAACAUGUAGCUUCGUCCAUGUCUCCAGAAACUUGAUAUUUUCUUCUGUCUCCCAAAACCCUAUUUAAAGACAAACUAAGCCCACUUCUUUUUCCCAUGCAAUUGUCUUCUUCACUAGCUACAAUUGUGUUCUUAUGCAUUAGUCUUGAUCUCUUUCUUUCCUCUAUAAUUAAUUAAUCUUCUCCAAAUUAAAGCACCAUUAUAUUUUCUCACUCGAUCUCCAUAAGGUUGUUCUCCACAUUGCACACUCAAACCCCCGCCUAUAUCAUCACUAGCUGUAAUAUUUCUUCAAAAAGUUUACGUUUGAAAAAUGUCAAGCAGAAGGUCGUCACGUUCAAGACAUUCAGGAGUAUCUUCAAGGAUUUCUGAAGACCAGAUAAAUGAUCUUGUUUCCAAGUUGCAGGACCUUCUUCCUGAGCUUCGUAAUAGGUCCUCUGACAAGGUUUCAUCAGCGAGGGUGUUACAAGACACAUGCAACUACAUAAGAGGCUUACACAGAGAAGUUGAUGAUCUUAGUGAGCGCUUAUCUCAGCUCUUGGCCACUUCAGACACCGCCCAAGCUGCACUUAUUAGAAGCCUACUUUUGCAAUAGACCAUAUUUUCUCUCUUUUUUUCUUUUUUAAAUUUCUGUUUCCUUCAUAUUUUGAUUUUGCAUUUCAAAUUAUUCUUCUAGGAUUUUCCUUACACUCUCUCCUUAUUAAUUUUGUUGACUACUAGAAAAUCCUUACGAAGUAGGAGUAUCUAAGAUCUUUAAAUUCUUCAGUUUAAGUUGUGUGCAAUAAAGAGGAGAGCAUUUUGAUUCUCA